This is a messenger RNA of Microsporum canis CBS 113480, 1926 nucleotides long. RefSeq names its product glycerol transporter. NCBI's taxonomy places the organism in Eukaryota, Fungi, Ascomycota, Eurotiomycetes, Onygenales, Arthrodermataceae. Gene Ontology annotation, cellular component: endoplasmic reticulum. Gene Ontology annotation, biological process: GPI anchor biosynthetic process. The record is from RefSeq and is a predicted model, not a curated record. The transcript is spliced from 4 exons. Bases 1 to 1926 code for a protein of 641 amino acids.
AUGGGGCUAAUAUACUGGCUGCGGAGGCUGUACUCCCUCAAUACCCUUGACACUCGUUUUACAGUCUCCUCAACGACUCCCCUAAAGGCCAUUGCCCCAUCUUCACAUGCCGCCCCUGAAUCGAGCCCGAGCGAUGCUGAUGGGAAAAGAUCAGAAUCAGUGAAAGCCGGAGCGCCUCCUUCAAGAUGGAAUACGGUCGAAUUCUAUUUUUACUAUCUGGCUUUCCUUACUAUAGUGCCGUUGAUGUUCAAGGCAGUCAUUGACAUCUCGCAGCCAUCUCAUCCGACCUAUUCGAGUUACUCGAAACUGCUAGAUCCUGGCUGGAUACCAGGGCGCAAAGUGGAUAAUUCAGAUUCUCAAUACUCUACCUUUCGCGAUAACAUUCCUUACAUGACUAUACUACUGGUCCUUCACCCGUGUCUUCGUCGAGUCUACGAACAUGUCUUUCCCACAAAAUUAUCAGAUGCCCCUCCAACAGGUGGAAAAGCAAAGGACGACGACAAACCCGAGGAUGCUAUAGCGAACGCAGAUGCACGGCUAAGACAACGGGUGUCUUUUGACUAUGGUUUUGGGAUAAUACUUAUUCUAGCACUACACGGCAUAUCUGCGUUCAAGAUUCUUACUAUCCUUUGGGUAAAUUAUACGAUUGCGACUAGACUCCCGCGAGCACAAAUACCUAUCGCAACGUGGCUUUUCAACAUUAGCAUCCUAUUUUCAAACGAACUGCUCCAUGGAUAUCCUUUGGCUGACCUUGCGAGAGUGCUAUCCUCAUCCAACCCCGAUUCAGCACUCAUAACCUGGGCCAAGUGGCUGGAUGGCGUUGGAGGAAUCGUGCCGAGAUGGGAGGUCCUAUUCAAGAUCACCGUUCUCCGACUCAUCAGCUUCAACAUGGAUUACUACUGGAGUCUGGAUUACCGAUCUAAACAAAUCGAUCCAUCCGCACUCUCAGAACGUGAUCGUGUCUCAACGCCUGCACCACCAACAGCAUAUAAUCCACAAAAUUAUGUGGCUUACGUUCUUUACUCGCCGCUCUACCUUGCCGGGCCAAUCCUUACCUUCAAUGAUUACAUCAACCAACAACAUUACUCUCCAGCUUCUCUGACCAGAUCUCGGACUGUUCUUUAUGGAGUACGCUUCCUGCUCACUCUUCUAUCAAUGGAGCUGGUUCUCCAUUAUAUCUAUGUCGUUGCAAUCUCCAAAUCCUCCCCCGACUGGUUAAUCUAUACACCCUUCCAACUCAGCAUGUUGGGAUACUUUAACCUUCACAUCAUCUGGCUAAAGCUACUAAUUCCCUGGCGAUUUUUCCGGCUCUGGGCAUUAAUCGAUGGUAUCGACCCUCCGGAAAACAUGGUCCGAUGUAUGUCCAACAAUUACUCUGCCCUCGCAUUCUGGCGCGGUUGGCAUCGAUCAUUCAACAGGUGGGUUGUACGGUACAUGUAUAUUCCUCUUGGAGGUGGCGGGAGAGGUAGAUCUUCCACGAGCAGUCCUAGUGAUAGUAGUAAACCGUCUCUACUUUCUAAAGCCCGUGGUGUCGUGAAUUUCCUGGCCGUCUUCACCUUCGUUGCGGUCUGGCAUGACAUCAACCUCCGACUUCUCAUGUGGGGAUGGCUCAUCACUCUCUUCGUCUUACCCGAGGUCAUCUGCACUAUCCUUUUCCCUGCAAAAAGAUGGCAAUCGCAUCCAAACACGUACCGGGUGCUCUGCGGAAUUGGAGCAGUGGGGAACAUCCUUCCUAUGAUGGCUGCCAAUCUCAUUGGGUUUGCCGUCGGCCUAGACGGGCUACAGGGCCUGGUACACGGUAUCAUUGGCUCUUAUUCCGGCCUUGCGUUCCUCGCUGCUGCGUGUGCAACGCUGUUUGUUGGAGUCCAGGUUAUGUUUGAAGUCAGGGCCUCGGAGCUGCGGGCUGGUAUCAAACUGAAAUGUUAG